Molecule: messenger RNA, 1362 nt
Organism: Chrysoperla carnea
Lineage: Eukaryota; Metazoa; Arthropoda; Insecta; Neuroptera; Chrysopidae
Product: dynein axonemal assembly factor 3-like
Exons: 2
Coding region: 1-1362 (453 amino acids)
Biological process (GO): axonemal dynein complex assembly; motile cilium assembly
Source: RefSeq, a predicted model, not a curated record
AUGUUUUGGGGAUAUACUCCAGCCCUUGAUUUAAAUAAAGAAUUGGGUAUAUCGUCAGAAAAUCAAACUGUUAAUAUUUUGCUGUUGGGCACAGCGGAUGGAAGACAUGUAAUAAAAACUCUUGCGGAAUCUUAUAAAUAUCCAAAUAUUAAAUACAAUUUUUAUAUCGCCGAAACAUGGAUGGAGCAAAUUGCACGUCAAGUAUUAUUCUUAAAUAUAAUCCUAGAACCUGAAACAUCAUUAGGUUUAUUUGAAAAAGUUCGUAUUUUUAUGGAAUUGUAUGGAAAUACAAUAAUACGACCGCCAGUUUCACGAUACUUAUAUAAAAAAUCCGCUGAAUUAGUUGAAGCCAUCACUGAUUCAACUUAUUUAACGAAAAUAAUGCCAAUAUUUAAUUUUGAUCAGUUAAAAUUUAAAGAACGUGAUUAUAUGGAGAAUGUGUUUAAAUUUUGGAAACGACCUGAUUCACAAUUUGAUAUAAAAAAAGCUUGGGACUUUCGAGUUCGUAAAUAUUUAGGUCAACGUUACGAUUACCGUAACGGUAUAUUUGAUUGGGAUUAUCAUAUGCGAUUAUGUGAGUUGGAUGCAAAAAUUAUAUUUUCACGCGAGUAUAUAAAUUGGCGUGAAUCUGGUAUUGCAUUUACAUGGUUGGAAACCGAUGGAUCCAAACCAAAUUUAACCUAUGGUGCAGGAAUAUUGGGUAAUGGUUUGAAAUUACAUCAUCAUGGCUAUUUGGGUGAUAUUGUAAUUGGACCUCAUAUUGCAUACGGAAUUGAAUGUGACAACGAAAAAAUGUUUGAACAAUCGAAUCGUGAAUAUAAAAAACGAUCCACUGAUAUCACAGAAUAUAAUUUAGUCCAUAUGUUCCAUCAAAUCUGUAAUCAAGAACCGUAUACAGAUCAAUUUAAUACCUUGGGAACGGAACAAAAAUGUGCAUAUAUUGUGUAUCCAGAUUUACAAAUUGAUUUAUAUAACGAUUUUGAGCCGAAAAAAUAUGAUCCAAAUAAUGCGAUUCCAUUAGUACGCCUAAAUAAUCUUACAGUGACAUUUUUAUCAAAAACGAAUCUUUCGUUACUUCAUCAAAAAGAAAAAUUUCAAAAUUAUUUCGAUUUGAUGGUAUUUGCAAACGAUCAAUUGGAUAAUAUUAACAAAGAUUUAUUUAAAAUUGGUAAAGAUUGUGCGAAAAUUUUAUUUGAAACACGAAAAUUUAUGAUACAAUUUACACGAGAUGAUAUUCGACAAUAUGGUGAAAAAAUUUUGGAAAAAUCCAAUGAUUGUGGAUUAGUUUUAUUAAAUGAAUUCGAUCCUGCAAAAGAUGCGUAUGCAAGAUUUCAAAAACAAAAUUCAUCUUGCCAGCUUUAA